UUCUUCUCGGCUUAAACCUUCCUCUCUUUCUUCUUGUGGCUGCAUUGGCGCUUUGCUCGCCCGCCAAGAGCGCCGCGCCUCUUCUUCUCGUCCCUUCGCUUCUCUCUCGAGAUUUUCUAGGGAAUGGCUCGGCAGGAAGAUCUGGAAGGCGUUCUUCUCGGGAUUGGAAACCCUCUGCUCGACAUCUCAGCUGUCGUGGAUCCCAGCUUUCUUGAGAAGUAUGAUGUGAAGCUAAACAACGCCAUCCUGGCCGAGGAGAAGCAUUUGCCAAUGUACCGAGAGCUCGCUAACAAGUACAAGGUUGAUUACAUUGCCGGAGGUGCCACUCAGAAUGCUAUUCGGGUCGCCCAGUGGAUGCUGCAAGUCCCCGGUGCUACCACAUUCAUCGGCUGCAUUGGAAAGGACGAAUUCGGAAAAGAGAUGAAGAAGAGCUCGACUGCUGGCGGGGUGAAUGUUCGAUACUACGAAGAUGAAUCCACACCCACCGGUACCUGUGCUGUUCUCGUUGUGGGAGGAGAAAGGUCUUUGGUUGCCAACCUGUCUGCUGCAAACUGCUAUAAAGUUCACCAUUUGGAGCAGCCUGAAAACUGGGCAUUCGUUGAAAAGGCGAAAUUCUUUUAUAUAGCCGGGUUCUUCUUGACAGUCUCUGCGAAAUCUGUGAUGCUUAUCGCCAAGCACGCAGCUGAGAAAGGAAAGUAUUUCAUGAUGAACCUGGCGGCCCCAUUCAUAUGCGAGUUCUUUACCAGCCAGCUGAUGGAGGCAUUUCCGUACAUCGACUUUGUUUUUGGGAACGAGACCGAGGCCAGGGCUUUUUCAAAGAGUCAAAACUGGGAGACUGACGACGUCGAGACCAUCGCUCUAAAGAUCUCGGCACUUCCAAAGGCGUCGGGGACUCACAAGCGAGUCACAGUCAUCACGCAGGGGGCCGACCCGACGGUCGUCGCGGAGGACGGCAAGGUGACAAGAUUUCCAGUGAAGCUCCUUCCAAAGGAGAAGCUCGUCGACACAAAUGGGGCCGGUGAUGCGUUUGUUGGUGGAUUCUUGUCACAUCUGGUGCAAGGCAAGAGUAUCCCGCGGUGCUGCGAGGCCGGAAACUACGCCGCCAACGUCAUCAUCCAGCGCUCGGGUUGCACCUAUCCGCCAAGCCCGACUUCACAUCCGAGCUCUAAAGAUCUUAGGUGCGCCUUGUUUUCUCGAGCAAACCAAAUCUUUUUGCUCCCUACAAAGUUUUGUCAAUCGAGCAAGCAAGAAAAUCUCGCCGCGCAGAGAUCUCGGACGAGAAUAAAAUCAAAGAGACUUAACAGAGAGCGCGCGUCCUUUUGGGUGUCGCGUUUUCAAAAAGUCAAAUACGUUUUUUCCACUACCGCCCCCACUUUCCUCGCCCACUUUCGUUAGUGCUAGUGUGAGUCAAAGUCAUCCUUCCACGAUCCAUCCACACCAAAGAAUUUUCCUCUUUCAUGAUUCACGGCGAGGUUCUAAGAUCAUUCAUCGCUAUCGAUCGAUCAAAGACGUGGUGUUUAGAAAUUUCUUUUUUUCUCAUUCUUUUCUGGCACCUCUGUACAGUUUAGACACAUUUGGUUAGAAGUUAAGCACCCCCCGUGGCGAACAAGAGCAUAAGUUAUAGGGGGGAAGGCGAUCAGGCGAGCGAGCGAGAAGCAAGGGGACAGAAGAGCCAGCGGCAGCAGCGUUUCUCCCAUACGAGAAUUACUAGGAAUGGGACAGUGACGACCAGAACAAGGAAAGGAGGACGGAGGAGAAAAAAAAAACGAGGAAAAAAGA
Selaginella moellendorffii is the source of this 1779-nucleotide messenger RNA. RefSeq names its product adenosine kinase 2. The transcript is spliced from 13 exons. Bases 124 to 1395 code for a protein of 423 amino acids. Gene Ontology annotation, biological process: purine ribonucleoside salvage. The record is from RefSeq and is a predicted model, not a curated record. Gene Ontology annotation, cellular component: nucleus; cytosol. Lineage: Eukaryota; Viridiplantae; Streptophyta; Lycopodiopsida; Selaginellales; Selaginellaceae. Gene Ontology annotation, molecular function: adenosine kinase activity.